Molecule: messenger RNA, 5036 nt
Organism: Lineus longissimus
Lineage: Eukaryota; Metazoa; Nemertea; Pilidiophora; Heteronemertea; Lineidae
Product: zinc finger protein 385B-like
Exons: 5
Coding region: 2306-4009 (567 amino acids)
Molecular function (GO): zinc ion binding; nucleic acid binding
Source: RefSeq, a predicted model, not a curated record
GUGAAUUGCACAUGGCCCCUGAACGUUUCAUUUGUCAACAUUGCUUCAUCAUCGUGUAUGUACAUGAUUUGCGUUGAUUGAUGUAUAGUGUCCGUACUUGGGUUGCAGCCAUGUACAUAUAUUUGCAAGGUUGUUGGCUCACCUUCAGGGGAGUUAUACAAAAUUGUGAAUUGCACAUGGCCCCUGAACGUUUCAUUUGUUAACAUUGCUUCAUCAUCGUGUAUAUACAUGUACAUGAUUUGCGUUGAUUGAUGUAUAGUGUCCGUACUUGGGUUGCAGCCAUGUACAUAUAUUUGCAAGGUUGUUGGCUCACCUUCAGGGGAGUUAUACAAAAUUGUGAAUUGCACAUGGCCCCUGAACGUUUCAUUUGUUUACAUUGCUUCAUCAUCGUGUAUGUACAUGAUUUGCGUUGAUUGAUGUAUAGUGUCCGUGUAUGUGUCCCGCCCUUAUUGGGUGCAUUGGUAGUCAGAUUAUGGGGCAGGCAAUUGCCCAUCGGUAGUUGUUCCCCACAUUUCAGUGUUUCCAUACAUAGGACUGCUAUAGAGACAAUGACUUUUCAAUAGUGGGAACACUGAAAAACGUGUGAGCCUAUCUAUCAUAUGAAACGGUAACACUCAAAAAUGUUACUCUUGUGUAUAUGUUUCGCCUGGAAGUAGUAUCCAUCCAUAUUGUAUCGUGACGGGUAUGAUUCUAUAGACUCAUGACUUUUUAUAUCUUAGAGACUAAAAGCGACUUAGUGUGUGAUCCAGGAACAUUCUAUCCAAGGAUAGGCCUAACUAACACUGUUACACCUGUGGAGGGCCUAAUGUCCCUCUUUUAAGAUAUGUUAUCUCUUUUUAUCAAUGAAUUGAGAUGUUAGAAAAGUAUAUCACAAUGUCUAGGCCUAUGGUAUCUUAUUUUGUCAAUAAAGGACACGCCGCUCAAUAACAGAACGUGGACUGAUAAGACGCUACAGGGUGGCCCAGAAUUAUUUUCCCUUCACAAAAUGGAUACACAAUAGGAUCCUUUUGUGCAAGGGAAAAUAAUUUUUGGCCACCAUGUAGUAUUCCAAGGACAGAAGAACUCUAGCGGACCUUUUCAUCUGCGUGGACUAUGGAUAACUUACAAUCUUUUUCCGUGGACAUAGUGACACUAAACGAGUGACUUCAAACAUCAUCAAAAAUGACAUUGGAUCCAAUAACUUUUUUAUGAAUGCUUCAUGGACAAUAUACUUUUGAUAGAGACACAUGGACUAACUUUAAAAACGAACUUGUGACCUGAUAGGUCUUGAUGAUGAUACUGACGUGUUUCCUAAUAUCUGUAAGUGCCCUGAAACAAGCCGGGCUUGGGCAGUGCACCCAUUGCAUUGUAUCGUAUUCUUGCCGAUAACGCUGAGUGGCGAUUGUGGGUAUUUUCUGUUUCUUCAGCAACCGAUUGCGAUGUUGGUAAGUUCAGUUGCAAUCGGAAAGGAAAGAAGCGGGGUGUAUCAUUCGUAACGUUCAAGAGUUUCUGGUUAUAGAUACCAGGAGCUACUUCCUUGAGUGUCAUAACACGAGGGGGUCGGAAUAACCGAUUGCGAUGUUGGUAAGUUCAGUUGCAAUCGGAAAGGAAAGAAGCGGGGUGUAUCAUUCGUAACAUUCAAGAGUUGCUGGUUACAGAUACCAGGAGCUACUUCUUGAGUGUCAUAACACGAGGGGGUCGGAAUAACCGAUUGCGAUGUUGGUAAGUUCAGUUGCAAUCGGAAAGGAAAGAAGCGGGGUGUAUCAUUCGUAACAUUCAAGAGUUGCUGGUUACAGAUACCAGGAGCUACUUCUUGAGUGUCAUAACACGAGGGGGUCGGAAUAACCGAUUGCGAUGUUGGUAAGUUCAGUUGCAAUCGGAAAGGAAAGAAGCGGGGUGUAUCAUUCGUGACGUUCAAGAGUUGCUGGUUAUAGAUACCAGGAGCUACUUCCUUGAGUGUCACAACACGAGGGGGUCGGAAUAACCGAUUCAGUCUUGGUUACAAAAUGUCGAAGUGAUAGUUCGAUUCAGCUGCGUGGUCAGUCAAAGGCAUACCGUGCGAUUAGCACAGGUGUGUACCAUUCUUAAUCGUCGUCAAACUCGAAGGAGGAUUUCAUCGGAUCAAAUCGAUUUAUUAGUUCUGCCUGAUACCAUGAGGCGUCAACGUGCUGGAAAAGUGUUCUUGAAAGUAACGUUAGAAUAGGAACGUAACGUGCUUGGAUUACAUCCUUGUGCAUUCUUUAACCGUGUAUUGUGAUCUUGAAUUUCUGGAGGAUUACUCGUAUUCUACUGGUAUUCAAUCAAGUACAUUUUCAAGACAUCUACAAUGCAUUCAGGCUAUCCAAACCACGGUGAACCGCUACAGAGCUAUCGUACAGUGAGUCACCAAAGGAGGGCGCCACCCCCUCCUGAAAUACGCCCCAAAAUGUACGACAACGGAUACUACGAAAAUUAUGAAAACCACGAUUCUAAUGGAUAUUAUGACGAUGGAUACGAUCAAGGAUAUAAUGAGAAUUACAACCGGCCUCCCGCUAGGGGGCGACCUGGUCCGCCACCUCCUCCACCCCCGCCACCCCCAGGAAUGAAUCGUCCACCUCCCCCACAGAGACCUUCAUACCCCACGCGACAGGGUCCAAAACCGAGGGACCAACGCCAACCAAAUUUUCAAAAACGUCCAAUGAAUGGUAAUGUUGGUGGCCGGUUCAGUGAAAACGGUGCCGUUAAUGGCCGACCAGGUCAAGGUCUAAAACGUAAAUAUCCCGACCUCCCACCACCGCCACCCCCACCGGCAAAAUAUAUAAAACUGAAUGGCGUUCAUAAUAAAUUUAAUCAGAAUAAUAAUACGAUAUUCAAAAAUAACAAUUUGAAACCGAAUCAUUUUGCGUUAAGAGAGAAAAAUCAAAAAUUGAACAAUAUUUCAAAGAAGCCGCUGGCAAAAGUGCAAGAUAUGGACACAGCGCCACCUUUUAAGCAUGUCUUAACUGAAGAGGAAAUGGACGUCCCAAAGGAAUUGAUGCAGCCGCUCUAUUGUAAAAUUUGCUCUGUGUCCUUGAACGCGCCCUCUCAAGCACAGCAACAUUACACGGGGAAGACUCAUGCCAAAAAAGUCAGACAAUAUUUGGAUAAAGUGAAAAAGGGGGAGAUGAGGAGAGAUGGAUCUUUGAUUCUGGAGGAGGAACGAAAUAUGUCGCCUGUACCGGUAGCGCCACCUGAGAUACCUGUCCCACCCAUUGCAAAAGCAGAAACGUGUGUUAAAAUCGAACCGCCGUCAGUCGCAACACAAAUCAACGGUAGCCCAACAACUGUCUCAACGCCAUCACCAACAUCGUCAACCUCGGAACCAGCUGAAGAGGUCUAUUGCAAGGUCUGUGAUGUUUCAUUUAAUUCGACGAAACAGGCCCAGCAACAUUAUCAAGGAAAAAAUCAUGCACGGAGAGUUAAAAUUGCGGAAUACAAUUCGGAGGCAGUCAAGGUGGAACCAGCCGUCGGAGGAAAAAAAGCCACGUAUAUGUGCACGGUGUGUCAGGUGUAUGCCACGUCUCAGGAGCAGCUCAACAGUCAUUUACGAGGGGCCAAACAUGCAGCCAGGCUUAACCUUAAAGAAAAGGGCAGCUUUAAGGCAGCAGCGUUUGUGAGGCCUCUAAAGGGACGAUGGGGAACAAAAAUGAAUGGAAAUGGAGGUCUGACCAAGUUCAUACCAGGAGGCACUCUCACCCUCAGGGGGACAAAACACACCCAUAACACCAUCCCCAACCCUCAUAACAAUAACAACAAUACCACACAAGUCAAUAACAACAACCAGGUCACCGUUGAUGCAGAUCCAAGUUUCUCACCGCCCGCUGCGAAGAAGAUCAGACGUGAUUUCACCAACUAUCGGACGCCAAGUGGUCAGUUUUACUGCUCUGCCUGUAACAUAUCGGCCAACUCAGAUACUCAGUUCCAACAGCAUAUAGAGAGUAAGAAGCAUCGAGUCAAUCAUUCGGCGGCGAAAAAGACGAAUUUCGUUAUGAAGGAAGAUGAGGAAAGUUAGGUGUAGGCCAAGGUCAUUGAACUGAUAUUCAAGAUCAAUUUUAUACAUAUAGAGAAGACAGGGAGCAUCGGGUCUGCGACUGCAAGAAAGACGGACUUCGUGGUGAAGAAGGUUGAUGAAUGUUAGAUGUAGGUCAAGGUCAUUACUGUGAUGUUCAAGGUCAAGUUACCACCAAUAAAGGUCAAACUACCCACCACACAUUGUCAAGCUACCACCCCUUCAAGUAUAUUCAGGUGAUCACUACCACUGGAAGUUGGAAGUUGCAGAUAUGACAAAACUGUCAGUGGCCAAGACCAAUUUGCAAAGGACACUAGGAUGGACUGGGCCAAUGACUUUAAAUGUCACGGUUAUAAUGACCUGCUAGCCUAAGGUCGAGGUCGAAUCAGUUCUUGAGUUUAGAAUGUAAGGGCAAUGUGGUGUUGUACGAUGAAAAUUGAACACCAAAAGCGAGUAGAUCGCUCAAAUAUUCCUCAAUACAACUUUGUGUGCUUUAGAAUACAAUGAAACAAACAAUAAGAUUCAAUCGAAACAUUUACGAAACAAAUACCACAUUUCUCUUAACAUUGCCCAAUAGGCACUCUGUGAAAAGCGUUCACAUUGUUGUGUAAAUGUCAUAACAUUCAUGCAUCAUGCAUCUUACAUAUUAUUUAUUCUAUUGUAUAGGUUCACAUUAUGUGACGAUAAGAAUUACCUUUUUCUGAAGAAAAAAAACUUAAGCUAUAAAUAUAUACAUAUUAUAUGUUGUUGCUGUACAUAUAAUGAUUUUUUCAUGAGAGUUAACUCGUAUUUUGAAUCUGGUCAAAUAUCAGUGUAAAUAAAUGUGUUAUUAUAUUAUGGUCAAAGACCUUUUCUGAGAUGUAAUCAAACUGGUAUUUUAACUUGUUCGACGAUGCACGUUAUAAGGAUACCAUUGGUUGGGAUAUUUGUGUUGCUUUUAAAAUUAACCAAUCAUGGCAGAGAAGCUUUAAAAUUGGCCAAUGGCUGCACAAGGUUCAUUUCAAAAGCACCAUCAUCGCGGAACAGCUUU